Pochonia chlamydosporia 170 is the source of this 3954-nucleotide messenger RNA. Its product is annotated as glucose-methanol-choline oxidoreductase. The coding region runs from base 1 to 3954 and encodes 1317 amino acids. The record is from RefSeq and is a predicted model, not a curated record. The transcript is spliced from 6 exons. Lineage: Eukaryota; Fungi; Ascomycota; Sordariomycetes; Hypocreales; Clavicipitaceae. Gene Ontology annotation, molecular function: oxidoreductase activity, acting on CH-OH group of donors.
AUGUACUCGAAGAGGAUGAAAGACGGAUACGCCCGCCUUCCAUCGUCCAGUGAACCUGGACUGGAUGGCGGGAAGAAAGUACCCAAGACACAGAACUACCCACGCAUAUCAUGCCCCGUUGAGCUGAUACAACCGUCAUACGAUUGCGUUGUCAUUGGCUCCGGAUAUGGCGGUGGUAUUGCUGCUUCGCGAAUGGCCCGCACUGGGAAGUCUGUCUGUGUUCUUGAGAGAGGAAAGGAGCGGUGGCCAGGCGAAUAUCCUGUAGGACUGAAAGACGUGUUCAGCGAAUUACAUACUACGGGAGCUUCAACAAGAUGGCCAUUGGGUCGUGGGUCUCCAACUGGCAUGUACCAUAUAGUUGCUGGGCAAGGCCAAAGCGCCCUAAUGUGUAAUGGCUUGGGGGGCACCAGCCUGAUUAAUGCAAACGUCUUCUUGGAGGCAGACGAAGCCACAUUAUCGAUGGAAACAUGGCCACCAGAAAUCCGACAGAACCCAAAAUGCUUAAACCAAUAUUAUCAAAGAGUGAGAGACGUGCUGGAGCCAACUCCUUAUCCGGACGACUGGCCAAAGCUGAAAAAAAUGGAAAUCUUCAAACGGCAAGCUCACAUGAUGGGCUUGGGAAGCCGAUACUACAAAGUUCCACAAACCACACGCUUCCGUCCCGGAAUAAAUAGCUGUGGAGUUGACAUGUUGCCGUCUUCACUGACUGGACAAGACGCAACAGGGGUCAAUGACAACUCAAAGACAACCACACUGGUGACGUAUCUUGCGGAUGCGUGGAACUGGGGUGCUGAGAUGUUUUGCGAGUGCGAGGUGAGGUAUAUCGAGAAGGUCAAGGACAGCCGUGGAGGUUAUAUUGUGUACUUUGCCUGGCAUGGCCACAAGCGCGGCAAGUUCAAGGACCGACUUUACGAAGAUUUACUAUGGGUGCAUGCCCGAGAUGCGGUUUUCCCCGGAGCGGGUUCUCUGGGGACCACUGAAAUUCUUUUGAGAAGCAAAGAGCUGGGCUUGCCGAUGAGUGACUGCGUUGGACAGGGCAUGAGCGGGAAUGGUGAUAUGCUGACUUUUGGGUACAACACUAACCGUGACGUAAAUGCCAUCGGGCGGCAACGGCCGAAUCCUCAGAACCCAGUUGGACCGACCAUCAACGCGACUAUUGAUAUGCGAGGAAACCUUGGCAAACCGCUGGACGGUUUUGUCGUGCAAGAAGGGGCAGUACCACAGGCACUGGCUAGGCUUAUGCAAACCAUAGUGGAUUUGCAACCUAAUGGAAAUCAUAAGAAAGUAUCGAGUAUUCGUCGAGCAGGAAAAGCCGUUGCGAGAUGGAAAAGUCGAUUACUGGGACCAUAUGUGUGUGGCGGCGCAGUGCAGAAAACGCAAAUAUUUCUGAUCAUGUCACAUGAUGGCAGUCAAGCAACGCUAAGAUUAGAGAAUGACAAGCCCAUACUUGAGUUUCUGGGCGUUGGGCAUAGCGAUCGAGUGAAGCGACUUCAUGCCUUGCUCGCGAAAGCAACGGAGGCAGUUGGAGGAACGAUAGUAGAUAACCCUUUUCAUGGUGUCUUUGGUGAUCAGCAUCAAGUUACCGCACAUCCCCUUGGUGGCGCAUCCAUGUCCUGGAACGGUACAGGUGCUCAUGGGGUCACAAAUCAUGUUGGUGAAGUGUUUCUGGACAACAGUACUUCUGAAACACAUUCUGGUCUCAUUGUUGUUGAUGGUGCAGUGAUUCCAGGGGCUCUUGGUGUGAACCCAGGAGCGACAAUAUCUGCGUUAGCUGAGAGGGCUGUUGAGCACUAUGCGCGACUUAAUGGCCUUCAUAUCAGUAGGGAAUCUAAUGGAGUCCUAGAUUUGUAUGGCAAUCCAGCUCACUGCCUUCGACCACAAACACCCGACAUAACGACCACCAUUCAAGGUUCUGCUCGGACAUUGAGUUUGACUAGAACGACUGACGAGAGGCGUCUUAUGCGACGCUUGGAUCCAGUACGACAUGGUGGACCUAACACUGUCUCGUUCACAGAACGUAUGUCUGGAUAUCUACAUGCACGAAACAACUUGCGCCUUCAUGAAAAAGGGGGACAUACAAAUGCGUUCCAGGCAGGUAGAUCCCGGGGCGAGGCGGCACGGCUGCUCACGAGUAACGUCAUGUAUGUUGCGGAACGAGUCGAUUAUAAAAGCCCGAAAAGACUGUACAAAGGAGUAGUCACCGGUAUCCUGACAUGUCCGUCUAUCAACGGAUCGCCAUUCAUGAUAUCUCGCGGCGAAGUGGAGUUGCUACGGCCGGAUGAAGAGGUUUCGGAGACGAUCAAAGUGACGUAUCGGUUUGACAUGGCAGGUAUUAAUGGCCGUCGUCUUGGUUUCCACGGAUACAAGGUCAUUGACUCAUCGGUGUCGAUGAGCUUCAAACAAAUGUGGCGUUCCACAACUACGCUCAAUGUCACUAUCACGGAGCUUGAUGACACCAGGCCAUCGACACAAUCAGCGUGUGCAUCAACCAGCACAUCACCCAGAUAUGAGGCUCUCGCCAAACAAAAUCAAGAAAACACAGCAGCAGAAUACGGGUCCAGUGAGAGAACAAUCGCCGCAGGAGUUUUACGAAUACGAUUCAGCGACUUCCGGAAACAGCUUUUGACGCUGACACCGAUGGGCAAGUCUCUGCUUGCAAAGGCUGCAACACUGACUCAGUUCACAUUUUAUUUCAGUAGUAAACUCGUUCCCCAUUUCCUAUUACCCAUGGCACCCCUACAGUAUACUACAAUGCAGCACGCCGAAUUCAUUAACCCGACUCCACCAACACAAACAGUUAUCGUCACCGCGAGUGAUGGAGUACGGACGAAAUUACACAUGUGGGAGCCACAAAUCGAGAAUCUUGCUGAAGAUGCCUUUGGAAAUCCUGUGUCUGUUCAAAACUUGUUCAUGAUUCCUGGAGCCGCGGUCGACCACCAAAUAUAUGCUCUACCUACCAUCCCUAUAAACGCAGUCAACUAUUUUACACGAGCUGGCUAUCGGGUUUUUGUUACUGUUCAUCGAAUAGGUAUCGUGGACCACCCUGAAGAUAAAUCUUGGACAACAUAUGACGCCAGACUGGAUAUCAAAGCCUGCCUGGAGCACAUCCGAGCCACUCAAAACACGAAGAAGGUGUAUACAAUUGCACAUUGCAUGGGAUCCGUAGCCUUUGCAUGCGGAUUGCUUGAUGGCACAAUUCCAGCCGAUUGGAUUCUAGGAAUUACGUGCAGCCAGGUGUUUAUGAACCCUGUAUGGAGCAAAUCGAACAUAUUCAAGACAUCUAUCGGGCUGGACAAAGUUUAUGCUCGCUUGGCUGGCCACUGGUUUAAUUGUAGAGCCUCGACUAAGGAGGGUGUGCUUCAAAGCGCCAUAAACCAAUUACUACGAUUCUUACCAGAUCAAAGGGGUGAAAAAUGCAGCAAUGCCUGUUGCCAUCGCAUUACGCUGCUAUUCGGGCGUUGUUGGAGCCACUUCAACCUGAACGAGGCAACGCACCGACAUAUGGACCGAUUCUUCAAUGGCGCGAACAUGACGCUUAUGCCUCUACUGAUGCGCAUGGGACGCUUUGGUGCUGUAUCAACGAAUGGCCCGACAUACCAAGACCUCACAGGGGCGCAUAACGUGGAGCGCUUAAGAGGCAUUCCGUUUUUUUUCUUUUCCGGAGGAGACAGUGAUGUUCUCUCACCGGUAGCCACACAGAAGACGUAUGAAAAGCUGUGUGACACUUUCGGUCUGUCUGCUGGAAGAGCAUGUGGAGGUGUACAGUAUCGCAGAAAGGUGAUUCCCGGCUAUGGCCAUCUGGAUGGCUGGAUGGGACGGAAUGCGUGGAGAGAUGUGUAUCCGAUGGUACGAGAGGAGGUUGACCGAGUUGUCAAGGGGGAAGCCUACCGGUUCCAAGAACGUGCGAAUCCUUUUAGUGAUGCUAUGGCGAUGCAAAGACUUGAUGACAUAUAA